GCGCUGCGGCGGCCGCGGCGGCUCCCGGGCUGUCGCGGGCCGAAGCGGUUGGGCUGGCGGCUGGCGCUCGUGACUAUGGAGUGGAGUGCGGAGUCGGGGGCCGUGAGGCGGCACCGCAUCGGAGGGGAACGCCGGGACGGUCCGGCGGCCGCGCCGCAACCGGAGAGGGAGGCCCCGGCGCAGGAGCCCCUGGCGGACGCGUGCGGCUGCGCCGCGAGGACGCGGAAGCGGAGCGCGGAGGGGAGCGGCGGCGCGAGCCGGGGAGCGAGGACCGGACUGUCUGAGGCGCGCGCCGCGCUGGGGCUGGCGCUCUACUUGCUCGCGCUGCGGGCGCUCGUGCAGCUGUCGCUGCAGCAGCUCGUGCUGCGCGGGACCGCUGGCCACCACGGGGAGUUCGACGCGCGCCGAGCCAGGGAUUAUCUUGAACACAUAACAUCCAUUGGCCCCAGGACUACAGGGAGUCCAGAAAAUGAAAUUCUGACGGUGCAUUACCUUUUGGAACAGAUUAAACUAAUUGAAGUUCAAAGCAACAGCCUUCACAAGAUUUCAGUCAACGUACAGAGGCCCACAGGCUCCUUUAGCAUUGACUUCUUGGGAGGGUUUACAAGCUAUUAUGACAACAUCACCAACGUUGCGGUAAAGCUGGAACCCAGAGAUGGAGCCCAGCAUGCUGUCCUGGCUAACUGUCAUUUUGACUCAGUGGCGAACUCACCAGGUGCCAGUGAUGAUGCAGUUAGCUGUUCCGUGUUGCUGGAAGUCCUUCGUGUCUUGUCCACGUCUUCAGAAGCCUUACAUCACGCCAUCAUAUUUCUCUUCAAUGGUGCUGAGGAAAACGUCUUGCAAGCCAGUCAUGGUUUUAUUACCCAGCACCCCUGGGCCAGCUUGAUUCGUGCAUUUAUUAACCUGGAGGCAGCGGGUGUAGGAGGGAAAGAACUUGUAUUCCAAACAGGACCUGAAAAUCCUUGGUUGGUCCAAGCUUACGUUUCAGCAGCUAAACACCCAUUUGCUUCUGUGGUGGCUCAGGAGGUUUUCCAGAGUGGGAUCAUUCCCUCAGAUACGGACUUCCGCAUCUACAGGGACUUUGGGAACAUUCCAGGAAUAGACUUAGCUUUUAUUGAGAAUGGAUACAUUUAUCACACCAAGUAUGACACAGCGGACAGAAUCCUAACAGACUCCAUUCAGAGAGCAGGUGACAACAUUUUAGCAGUUCUUAAAUAUCUAUCCACGUCUGAUAUGUUGGCUGCUGCUUCUGAGUAUCAACAUGGAAACAUGGUCUUCUUUGAUGUGCUUGGCCUGUUUGUCAUCGCCUACCCUUAUCGUGUUGGCUUGAUCAUUAACUACAUGGUGAUAACGGCUGUUGCUUUAUACCUGGGAAGGAAAUUGUUGCAGCCCAAACAUAAGUCUGCAACCUACACAAAGGACUUCUUCUGUGGCCUUGGCAUCACUCUGAUAAGCUGGUUCACUAGCUUGGUCACUGUGCUCAUUAUAGCAGUGUUCAUCUCUCUUAUUGGACAGUCUCUCUCAUGGUAUAACCACUUCUAUGUCUCCGUUUGUCUGUAUGGAACUGCUGCUGUAACCAAAAUAAUAUUCAUACAUACCCUCGCAAAAAGAUUUUAUUACGUGAAUGCCAGUGACCAGUAUCUGGGAGAAGUGUUUUUUGAUGUCUCGCUGUUCGUGCACUGUGGGUUCCUCACCGUUCUCACUUACCAAGGGCUCUGCUCGGCAUUUAUUAGCGCCAUCUGGGUGGUGUUUCCAUUGCUCACAAAGCUUUGCGUGCACAAGGACUUUAAGCGGCAUGGUGCUGGAGGAAAAUUUAUUGCCUUCUACCUUUUGGGGAUGUUUAUUCCUUACCUAUACGCAUUGUACCUCAUCUGGGCUGUAUUUGAGAUGUUUACCCCUAUCCUCGGGAGGAGUGGUUCUGAAAUUCCACCUGAUGUUGUGCUGGCUUCUAUUUUGGCUGGUUGUACAAUGACUCUCUCAUCCUAUUUUAUUAACUUCAUCUACCUUGCCAAAAGCACAAAAAGAACCAUGCUAACUUUAACUUUGGUAUGUACAAUUACAUUCCUCCUCGUCUGCAGUGGAACUUUUUUCCCAUACAGCUCCAACCCUGCCAGUCCAAAGCCAAAGAGAGUGUUUCUUCAGCAUAUGACUAGAACAUUUCAUGACUUGGAGGGAAACGUAGUUAAACGGGACUCUGGAAUAUGGAUUAACGCGUUUGAUUAUACCGGGAUGUCUCACGUAACACCUCACAUCCCCGAGAUCAACGACACCAUCCGUGCUCACUGUGAGGAGAACGCGCCCCUCUGUGGUUUCCCUUGGUAUCUUCCAGUGCAUUUCCUGAUCAGGAAAAACUGGUAUCUUCCUGCCCCAGAAGUUUCUCCUCGAGAUCCUGCUCAUUUCAGACUUGUAUCCAAAGAACAGACACCCUGGGAUUCUAUAAAGCUGACCUUUGAAGCAACAGGACCAAGCCAUAUGUCGUUCUAUGUUCGAACCCACAAAGGGUCCACACUUUCUCAGUGGUCUCUUGGCAAUGGCACCCCAGUCACAAGUAAAGGAGGGGACUACUUUGUAUUUUAUUCCCAUGGACUCCAGGCCUCUGCAUGGCAGUUCUGGAUAGAAGUACAGGUCUUGGAAGAACAGCCAGAAGGAAUGGUCACUGUGGCCAUUGCUGCCCACUAUUUUUCUGGGGAAGACAAGAGAUCCUCCCAGCUGGAUGCUCUGAAAGAGAAGUUCCCAGAUUGGACAUUUCCCUCUGCCUGGGUGUGCACCUACAAUCUCUUUGUGUUUUAAUCCUGUGGAUGAGCUCUAAGUACACGCCCAAUUGGAUACUCCAUGUGGCACGGUUUCUCCUUACGGAUGUUUGUGCGUAAGUCAGUGAAUUUUAAUGAGCAUGUGUUCAAAGAGCUUUGUGGAUGAACACUCUUCAGGGCUAAGCACUACCGUGGUUGCACUGUGGGGUGGUGUGCAUGGCCUGUUUGGCACCUGAAAAUACCAGUUUUCUGGCACUUAAAAGCACAUGUGGGUAUGGCCACUACACACAUUUUAUAUGACCUUAAGGACAAAAGCCAACAGACCACUUUAAUAGUCAUCCUCUUAAGAUCAUGAAAGAUGUAGAAGGUACUAUGAAUCCACUGUUAAUGAUACAAAUGACAGUUCUAACCAAAGCCCAAGACCGUUUGUCGCGUCAGGGACAGUAGGUAGAAUACCCAUGGAGGUAAUGAUUCCCCUUGAGACCUACCAGCUCUGUAGGGCAUUAGAAAGCGACUGUGCUAAGGACAGGAAGAACCCCCGGGCCUGUGCUGAGAGCUUUGCUGCUGCAGGCAGCGUCUGGAGUGUGCUUUGCAUCUCUGAAGCCCUGGUCCCAGUGUGUAACCUGCGUUGGGUUGGUGACUCCUGUUUUGACAAGUGGUCACUGAGAUCCACUACUGCAAUGCUUAUCCGAGGUUGCUUUCAAAGCCUGUUCCCCUUUCCACACGUUCCACCUUGAGAAAAGGACCAUUUGUCUAGUUACCUUUUCCUCUGGAGCUUCAGUGUCUUUUGGUUUAGACUGUUGUUUUUGCAAGUUUUAUGACCUUAACUUCUUUCCUCAGAGCACUGAGUUGCCAUGGUGGCUUAUUCUGAGAUGGGAGAAGAGAAGGGCAUGGAGUGGCCAGGCAUUUUAUAUUUAUUCUCUUCAUUUUGUAGCAGUCUUCUGUUGUCCAAAGUUAAUCCUUUAGGGCAUAAUUUAAUUGAUGAACUGGGUCCUUAUUUUUGUCUGUGUUCCAGCUAGUUGAACUUCAGUUUCUCAGUAACUUCCUAUGUCCAGUAGAGUUUGCUUUCCUGAGACUUGAGGCUGUGGCUUGUACUGGAAUGUACUCCUGUAACUGUCCUUUAAGUUGUUGGUGUUCAAAGCCUGCAUGAUGGCAGCCCUGGGAUCUGGAGGUGCUUUUCAUGCUGAAGAAGAUGGCAGUGUAGCAUAGCAGUGCCUCUCAUGGCUUCUUGGCUUGAGCAGUGGUAAAUUCUGCUAGCUUUUUUCCAUUGAAAAUGUAAAAAGUUGGGGGGACAAAUUUUGAGUUUAGCAAGUAUAGGCCCACCCCCAAAACAUACUAAAGAAAAGCUAUAGUAAAACAAAACAGAAGUGGGCACAUCCAAGUGCCACUCGGAUCUGCCCAAGCAGAAAGAGCAUAGUAAGUGUGCGUCGUAGAAGAAAAUACUUCUUAAAGUGCGAUGUAUCCAGUACGCUCUCUUAAUCAUGCUCAAGUUGCCUGCCUAAUUUACAACUUAAAAAUUGACUGGACCCACAGACAGCAGGGCUGCAGCCACAGCUGAAUAACAUAUGAGCUGUCACAUGCAUGGACAGUGUAGGAACCAUAUGCAGUUGAAACUCUGUGCAUAACUUUACAGUCGGGCCUCUGUGUCCGAGAGUCCACAUUCCUAGAUCUUCUAAGUACUGUAAUACUCAUUUAAAAAAAAAAAAUCCAUGUAUAAUUGAACCUGCACUGUUCAAACCCCUGUUGCUCCAGAGUCAACUGUAUCACUAGUCUCGAGUGUCAGGUGGUGCACAAAAGCUCUGCCAUGUUUACAGCUUGUAUAGAAUCACAGUUGUUGAGAAAAACAAACAGUAAUAUCUAAAUUAAUUUCAAAAUACAGGCCUAUUUUCUGUUCCCAUGAUUAAUCUGCAAAAGAUUACUGGAAAUUAUUUAUAGAGAAAAGAAAGCAAAAUCCCAAGUGUCGAGGAAGGACAUUAUAUGAGAAACAAACAGGUCCCUAUGAUUUUUUUUUUUCCUUUGGGAAGGAUGUCAUUACUCCUUUUCAGUAAUCAGUUUUCUUUUUUUGCCUUUGGGUUAUUUUCCUGUGUGAACGAUUCUCUUUUGGUUUUCUUUGGCAUUAUAAAGCUUUGAUAUUGUACAAAGUCAGUAACAGGAUGCUUAGCAUUCUGGGAGAUGAAUGCCAGAAAUGGUUAAUUACACAUAUUCAUGAUUCUGUUAAUAAGCACACUGUCAGAUCAGUAGUACCUGAGAUUAAAGAAGUUAGAGUACCCGA
Molecule: messenger RNA, 5022 nt
Organism: Camelus dromedarius (Arabian camel)
Lineage: Eukaryota; Metazoa; Chordata; Mammalia; Artiodactyla; Camelidae
Gene: ERMP1
Product: endoplasmic reticulum metallopeptidase 1
Exons: 15
Coding region: 76-2790 (904 amino acids)
Biological process (GO): proteolysis
Molecular function (GO): metalloexopeptidase activity
Source: RefSeq, a predicted model, not a curated record